Molecule: messenger RNA, 1295 nt
Organism: Perca flavescens (yellow perch)
Lineage: Eukaryota; Metazoa; Chordata; Actinopteri; Perciformes; Percidae
Gene: sgpp2
Product: sphingosine-1-phosphate phosphatase 2
Exons: 5
Coding region: 130-1188 (352 amino acids)
Biological process (GO): sphingosine metabolic process
Cellular component (GO): endoplasmic reticulum membrane
Molecular function (GO): sphingosine-1-phosphate phosphatase activity
Source: RefSeq, a predicted model, not a curated record
UGGCGCACAGCAGCCACACCUGUACGGAGCCAGCUGCGCCUUACCUGGGCAAAUAUCACCUUCCAUUACUUCUCUUGCUCUGGACAUCCACGGCAUCCUGUUCCUACGCUUCUGUCUCUUUCACCUGACAUGUUGAAGGUCCUGACUUACCUCCAUGACUCGGAGCUCGUGGCCCGGUUCCAGAGACGCUGCGGACUCUUCCUGGUCGAAGCCGCGCAUCACAGCCGAUAUGAGGUGAGGAACUGGCUUUUGCACUUCCUCUUCCUUUUCUCGGCAGGCCUGGGGCAUGAAAUCUUCUACAUCACCUGUCUGCCCUGCAUACACUGGAGCCUGGACCCAUUCCUGUGCCGACGCCUGGUCAACAUGUGGUGUUUGGUGAUGUACAUCGGCCAGGUGAUGAAAGAUACGCUGAAGCUGCCUCGCCCUCUUUCCCCCCCCGUGGUCAAGCUGGAGACACGUGUUGAUGCCGAAUACGGGCUGCCCUCCACCCACGCCAUGGCCGCCACCGCCAUCUCCUUCACCGUUUUACUAAGCGCUCCGUCCAGGAUACAGUUUCAGUUCGAGGUGGGUCUACUGAUUGCACUGACGCUGUCGUCUUUGGUGUGUCUGAGCCGCCUCUACACAGGCAUGCACUCAGUUUUGGAUGUCAUCUGUGGCGCUUUAAUCUCAGCUGUCAUCAUGUUCCUCACCUACCCAUAUUGGGAAACCUUUGACCGUUUCCAGCUCACCAGCCACAUCUCCCCCAUUGCGGCAUUGACACUGCCCCUCUUCCUCAGCUACACAUACCCUGAGCUGGACCAUUACACCACCACACGGGGGGAUACCACCACCAUUCUAGGAGUAGGGGCCGGGUGCUCUGUGGGAUACUGGGUGAAUGAGCAACUAGGGCAGACUUUUGAGCCCCAGGGGGUGCUACCUGUACCCCUACCCACACUGACAGCACAUGCACUGGCACUAGGUGCUGCCCGCUUCAUUGUGGGAGUUUUAGCGUUAGUGGGAACUCGGCGGGUUAUGAAAACACUGAGCCUGCAGGUGUUGUAUUUGUGGUACAGAGUGGCAAAAAAUGACGACAGUGCCAGGAGGAGAAGAGAGAUUGAAGUGCCGUAUAAGUUUUCCACAUACACAGUUGUUGGACUUGUCAAUUCUAUACUGGUCAAUAAAGUAUUCAUUCUACUGGGACUAUUGUGACCUAUUAACACAAGACUGCUGUAUAAUUGUCUGAACUUGUCGUAACAAAAAUGUACCUCAUAUUUAUUUCAAUGUGUAUCAAAUUUAAGGCUGCAACUAACGAUUAU